Dromiciops gliroides (monito del monte) is the source of this 1546-nucleotide messenger RNA. It is a transcript of the gene IRF4, whose product is annotated as interferon regulatory factor 4. The transcript is spliced from 9 exons. The record is from RefSeq and is a predicted model, not a curated record. Gene Ontology annotation, biological process: regulation of transcription by RNA polymerase II; immune system process. Lineage: Eukaryota; Metazoa; Chordata; Mammalia; Microbiotheria; Microbiotheriidae. Gene Ontology annotation, molecular function: RNA polymerase II cis-regulatory region sequence-specific DNA binding; protein binding; DNA-binding transcription factor activity, RNA polymerase II-specific. Gene Ontology annotation, cellular component: nucleus. Bases 170 to 1546 code for a protein of 458 amino acids.
CCACUUUUAGCUUUGGGACCCAACACCAGCCCUCUCCUCUGAGGCUGGGGACAGAGUUUGGGGCCGGGACAUCUGCGAGAGGCUCAGAGGAAGCAGCGGCGGCCGCAGCAGCAGCAGAGGCGGCAGCGGCGGCCUCGGCAGCAGCACCAGGGGACCCGGCGCGCGGGGCAUGAACUUGGAGGGAGGCGGCGGCGGCAGCGGCGGCGGCGGCGGCAGCAGCAGCGAGUGCGGGAUGAGUUCUGUGAGUUGCGGCAACGGCAAACUCCGCCAGUGGCUGAUUGACCAGAUUGACAGCGGCAAGUACCCGGGCCUCGUGUGGGAGAAUGAGGAGAAGAGCAUCUUCCGCAUCCCCUGGAAACACGCCGGCAAACAGGACUACAACCGCGAGGAGGAUGCUGCCCUCUUCAAGGCCUGGGCACUCUUUAAAGGGAAGUUCAGGGAAGGCAUUGACAAACCAGACCCUCCAACCUGGAAGACAAGGUUGCGCUGUGCCCUCAACAAGAGUAAUGACUUUGAAGAAUUGGUGGACAGAAGCCAGUUGGAUAUCUCAGAUCCAUAUAAAGUUUACAGAAUUGUUCCUGAAGGGGCCAAAAAAGGAGCUAAACAACUGGGCUUGGAGGAUCCUCAGAUAAUUAUGAACCACUCUUUUGCAAUGCCUGCUCCCUACCCAUCACUACAAACUCAGGUUCCAAACUAUAUGAUGCCCCACGACCGUAAUUGGAGAGAUUUUGUUCCAGAACAGCCUCACCCAGAAAUCCCCUAUCAAUGUGCAACUGUCCCUUUUGGGCCUCGACCUCACCAUUGGCAGGGCCCUGCUUGUGAGAAUGGUUGCCAGGUGACGGGCACCUUUUAUGCUUGUGCGCCACCUGAGUCACAGACUCCUGGAAUAUCCAUAGAGCCAAGCAUAAGGUCUGCUGAAGCCCUGGCCCUCUCAGAUUGCCGGCUGCACAUCUGCUUGUAUUAUCGUGAUAUGCUAGUGAAGGAGAUAACCACUUCAAGUCCUGAAGGUUGUAGGAUAUCUCAUGGCCAGAGCUAUGAUGCCAGCACCUUGGAUCAGGUUCUUUUCCCCUAUCCAGAGGAUAAUGUCCAGAGGAAAAACAUUGAAAAAUUGCUGAGCCAUUUGGAAAGGGGAGUGAUUCUCUGGAUGGCACCUGAUGGGUUGUAUGCUAAGAGACUUUGUCAAAGCCGGAUCUACUGGAAUGGACCUUUGGCAUUAUGCAGUGACCGUCCUAAUAAGCUGGAAAGGGAUCAGACCUGCAAACUUUUUGACACACAACAGUUUUUAUCAGAGUUGCAAGCAUUUGCUCAUCAUGGUCGCCCUUUGCCAAGAUUCCAGGUGGUUUUGUGCUUUGGAGAAGAAUUUCCAGACCCCCAGAGGCAAAGGAAACUUAUCACAGCCCAAGUUGAGCCAUUACUUGCCAAGCAACUCUAUUACUUCGCUCAGCAAAAUAGUGGACAUUUUCUGAGGGGCUUUGAUUUACAAGAACACAUUACUGGACCAGAGGAUUACCAUCGACCAAUUCGACAUUCCUCCAUCCAAGAAUGA